CCACCCUGAGCCGCGUCGCUACGAGCAUCUCUCAUGUGACCGCUGGCUUCCUGUGUGCUUCCCGGCCCCAGUGCCAGCAUUUCGGUACGUGCUGUGCCAGGCGCUGCCCAAACGCUGCACCUUUGCUACCGGCCACAGCACCAUGCUGCGCCGCAAGCCCUCCAACGCCGGUGAGAAGGAGCCAGGACACAGGAAGCUCUCCCUUCAGCGCUCCAGCAGCUUCAAGGACUUUGCCAAGUCCAAAGUCAGCUCCCCCGUGCCGAGCGAGACAGAGUUCAACCUGGAGGAGAACAUCCCUGAGGAUGAGCCCAGCAGCACCGGCGCUGACAGUGCUGCACGGAGCAGCGGGAUGAAGCUGGGCAAGAAGUGGCGGGCUGUCAUCUCCCGCACCAUGAACCGCAAGAUGGGCAGGAUGGCUGUGAAAGCCCUCGCUGAGGGGAAGCAGGGAGACAUGGAGGAGGACGAGGGGUCCCUGUGCCCCCUGUCCCCAGGCAGCAGCACAGAGGAGCCGAGCCAUGACAAGCUGCCCCUGUCCUACCUGGAGAUGGAGGAAGACGGGCACCCGCCCAUCAGCCGCCAGCUGUCCAGCGGCAGCGACGUUUCCAGCCCCAGGGGCAGCAACCGGGAGAGCCUGGGGCUGGAGGAGAGCGGCCCAGCCUACACCGGCCCCUUCUGCGGCCGUGCCCGCGUCCACACAGACUUCACACCCAGCCCUUAUGACAAGGACUCGCUGAAGCUGCGGAAAGGGGACAUCAUCGGUAUCAUUGAGAAGCCACCCGUGGGCACCUGGACCGGGCUGCUCAACAACAGGGUGGGCUCCUUCAAGUUCAUCUACGUGGACAUCAUCCCCGAGGAGUCAGCCCCUGCCCGCAAGAGCCGGGGCCCUGGCAAGAGCAAGCGGCUCAAGCCCAAGACCCUCCACGAGCUGCUGGAGCGCAUCAACCUGCAGGAGCACACCUCCACCCUGCUGCUGAACGGCUACCAGACCCUGGAGGACUUCAAGGAGCUGCGGGAGACCCACCUCAUCGAGCUGAACAUCACGGACCCCCAGCACCGCACCAAGCUGCUCACAGCUGCCGAGCUCCUCCUGGAUUACGACACAGCCAGCGAGCCAGAGGAAGGUGACAGCUUUGAAGCUCAGCCUUCACCCUCGGAGCUCAAGGGAGACAUUCCCCGGGACUCGGGCUGCUUCGAGGGAUCAGAGACCCUAGACAGCAGCCGGGAUGAGGCUGAGCUAGGGGGUCCGGAGGGGCAGCUGCAGGCUCUCUCCCUGGUAGAGUCCUCCUGAGCCCGUGAGCAGAGCCCACAGCUGCUUCCCACUUGGACCCUGGCUGUGGGUCUGGACUGGCAGGGACGGCUGCUCACGGGGGAAAGGGGUGAGCCCCACAGCCCUGGUGCGGGUGCCCCGCACUGCAAAGGGUGCAGGCAGCUCAGCUCCCAGCCCCAGAGGCUGCCCCGUUUGCUGCCCCCAGGACAUUUUGCUCCACGCCGCCUCGCACCACUGCCCAGAUGUGGGCACUCCAGGCACGCUGGGGCACCACGCUCUCCUCUGAGAUGUCUCCGACCUGGUUUUGCCCCACUUUAUCCAAAGCUUUAAGAGCUGCUCCUAGAGUUCUCAUCUGCUGGGCUGAAUAUACAGGAACCUGCAGGGACAGGGAGGUCCACAGCAGAUGGGGCUGGAGUAAACCCUGUGCUGAGCAGUAGGGUGUGAGAGGCCCCACCAAGCCCAGCACCACACCAUCGGGGGACACCCACACCACCUUCCUUCCGCCAGUGUAGGCAGGGAAAGGUUCACUGGGACAUUUGGGGUGCAGGGGAAAGGGCUCAGCUGAGCUGAGAGCAGCCCAGAAGGGCACUGCAAGCCCCCUCCCGCAGCUCAAGGGGAGCCCCAAAGGCUGCCCACACCUCGACACCAGGCCUGGCCUGGGGGGCUACAAGAGGGAGCUGGAGCAGCUGCACUGCAGCCCCACAGGCAGAUGGGCUCAGGGGGGUCAGGCUGGCACAGGCUGCACAGCCCCUUCCAGACUGCCGGGUGCCCCCAAAGCAGCCCCCGGGAAGGGGCAGGGGCGCUGCAGCCCAGGCAGGGCCCCCAGAACCCCCAGCCGGAGCUGGGGCAGCAGCAGGUAAGGGAAGGCAGCCAUAUGGAAGCAUGGGGCAAUCCAACCAAACAGGCUGGUCCCCAGCUGGGAGUACCUACCCCAGCCCCCUUCAGCCCAGCUCUCACUGCUGCACACGGCCGGCCCCUGCUCUGCAGCAUCAGCCUUUGAGCACCCAGUUUGCUCCUUUGUGCUCAAUCCCAAUAAAAGCAUGCAAGUCUAUUUGGCUCCAGCCUUCAGCCUGGUUCCCACCUGCAAGAAGGUGCAGGGAGGGAGCAGCAGCUGCAGGGAACUGAAAGCUCCCCCAGAUGCUUCCCAGCCGCACCCACACAGCCCACGCUGCAGCAUUCGCCCAGCGGGACCCUCUUCCACCCACCCUGGGGGGACAGCAGGACGCAAAUAAGACAACACAGAUAAAACAUGCUGGAAGUGUGAGAUGUAGAGGCUGGAAAGGCAGAGGGAAGGGGAAAAGGCAGCUGGCUUGAGGAGGCACAGACAGAGGCAGAGGCUACAGCUCAGCCAUUUUGCAAACCAAUUAAGUUUCCUUCAUUGUUUUAAAAAUAAAAUUAAAAUUAAAAAAAAAAGA
Molecule: messenger RNA, 2682 nt
Organism: Columba livia (rock pigeon)
Lineage: Eukaryota; Metazoa; Chordata; Aves; Columbiformes; Columbidae
Gene: SASH3
Product: SAM and SH3 domain containing 3
Exons: 8
Coding region: 143-1288 (381 amino acids)
Biological process (GO): positive regulation of B cell proliferation; positive regulation of immunoglobulin production; positive regulation of adaptive immune response
Cellular component (GO): cytoplasm; nucleus
Molecular function (GO): protein binding
Source: RefSeq, a predicted model, not a curated record